UAAGAUGCUCGCAGCAACUGAAACCCUAGCAUUUCUUCCUGUUUCUACAGUGGCAUCAGCAGCAGCAGCCGUCGAAGAUGAGGUCUGAGAUCUACAGAUCUGCUUCCAAGACCGUGAAAGCUCUGCUUUCUGCUUCUAGAAGCUCACCUCUUCUUGCUGAAGGGAGAGCAGUAGCAGCUGCUGCAGCAACUUCAUUUAGAGGGAAGACGCCGGCCUUGGCUUCAUUUUAUGAGAGGGCGCAUUCCAAGAGUGCUUUCAACACGUGGUUUUCAGGAGCCCUUGUUCUUCCUGCAGCAGUGUACAUGCUUCAAGAGCAGGAGGCACACGCUGCAGAGUUAGAACGCACUUUUAUUGCAAUUAAGCCCGAUGGAGUGCAAAGAGGACUGAUUGCAGAAAUUAUAUCACGUUUUGAGCGCAAAGGAUUUAAACUUGUAGCAAUUAAGUUGGUGGUUCCGUCCAAGGACUUUGCUCAGAAGCAUUACCAUGACCUCAAGGAAAGACCCUUCUUUAAUGGCCUUUGUAACUUUCUCAGCUCUGGUCCUGUCCUCGCCAUGGUAUGGGAAGGUGAAGGGGUGAUAAAAUAUGGCCGUAAACUAAUUGGAGCCACAGACCCACAGAAAUCGGAGCCGGGAACCAUCAGAGGUGAUCUUGCUGUUGUUGUUGGAAGAAAUAUCAUCCAUGGAAGUGACGGACCUGAAACGGCCAAGGAUGAAAUUAACCUGUGGUUCCAACCGGAGGAGUUGGUUAGUUACACAAGUAAUGCAGAGAAGUGGGUCUAUGGUGACAACUGAUCAAUCUCGGCCGCUUUGUUCUCUUUAAAGGUAGUAAAUUAAUAGGCAGAAGCUGCGGUGUUCGUUCUUCUGCAAUCUGCAAUUUCCAAGCAAGGUGGUAAAAGUCCACCCAUGACCACGCUAAUAAAAUCCUAUAGAGGUGAUGACACUCUCAUUUGCCUGCUAUGCAAUGGUCCAAUUGGAAUUUUGGCAAAAUAAUGCAUUGGAUCGUCCAUGCUCGUUGACACCAUUGAUUUCUCAGGACAUGUUAUUUAGCUCCUAGUAUCGAGGUAAUCUUACAAUUAUGUUUCCUUA
This is a messenger RNA of Magnolia sinica, 1085 nucleotides long. RefSeq names its product nucleoside diphosphate kinase 3-like. Gene Ontology annotation, molecular function: nucleoside diphosphate kinase activity. The record is from RefSeq and is a predicted model, not a curated record. NCBI's taxonomy places the organism in Eukaryota, Viridiplantae, Streptophyta, Magnoliopsida, Magnoliales, Magnoliaceae. The coding region runs from base 78 to 791 and encodes 237 amino acids. The transcript has 7 exons. Gene Ontology annotation, biological process: UTP biosynthetic process; GTP biosynthetic process; CTP biosynthetic process.